AUGAUAGUAGCACUGGAACAGAAGCACCUUGAAGCAUUUGAGAUAAUGCAACAGGCACUCAACAUAGCCGAAGAGAAGCUGGAAAAUGCCACCGAUAAGAUAUCGCUUUUGGAGGAAACCCACGCGGCUGCGGUAAAGAAAAUGGAAGAAGAACUGAUUGCAACAAACAAACAGUUGCACAACGCAACCGUCAGGAUCGAGGUGUUAGAAUCUGAACUAAGCAUCACACGUGGAUUGAUUGUGACUCUGAAUGCUACCAAGGCUAGCGUAGUAGCAGUGAGUGAGCUGCACAGAGAAAAAGCCUCCCAAGCUGAGUUUGUGGUCCUCUCCGCCAACCAAACACUGCUGGCAGAGGUUAGUACACAGGCACACAAAGAUAUACGACAGGAACUGAACGAGCUAUCCAACAGUGCACUCAACCAGACCCACCACGAUCAGCUGGAAGACUUUAUCGCCAUAUUUGCCUCCACCAAGGCCAACCAGAGCAACUUUGAAAUUCUGGUCUCACGUGUGGCAACCCUACAAAACAGCACCGACGAACUGUCUCAGACGCUGGAAUACACGACAGGGGAAUUAGAGGUGGAUAUACAAGGCUUGUUCACAGUAGCACACAACGCGACGCUUGCUGUUGCCAGCAUUUUAGACCAGGUGGCAGUCCUGAAAACUACAAAGGUGGAGAGGGCUGAAUUUGACAGUCUCUCGGCAAACCUGACGUCCCUAAGAAGCACCACAUCCAGGAUAGACCAAAAACUUAGAUAUGACAUAGACGAUCUAGCUGGCGGUACUAUCAAUAGAACGCACCAUGACGAGCUACAGGACAUUGUGAACAUGUUCGCGGAGACCAAAGCUAACCUGUCUGACUUGAAAGCGCUCGAAAAACGGGUUUCUAACCUAUCCCGGGACAUCAAUGGUAGCAUCAGCGAUUGA
Messenger RNA from Geodia barretti, 927 nucleotides. Lineage: Eukaryota; Metazoa; Porifera; Demospongiae; Tetractinellida; Geodiidae. The record is from the annotation of a GenBank genome assembly.